AGAGCCCGCUUGAAUAGCCCGCGAUUGUCCGCCGAGGUUUCUCGGUGAGUGGCGGAUCGUGGCCAUCUACCGGUCAACAUUGGAACGAUCAGAAAGUAAACAAACCGCCUCGUGUUUUUGCUGUCGCCGGAAAGAAGAAAGAAAGCAAAUAGACUCACUUUUUAUUCGCCGCCGGCCAACUCGUCCCAGUCCCGACCCGAAUAAGUCAUCAGGUUUGAGUUUAAUUGCCCGCUCAAGUCAUUUAAACCCAUUUUGUCGUUUUCUCUCAUCUCCGCCGUCCAUGUUUGGAUAAUCCCCGGAGAAAAUGACCAUAUAAGGCCCGAUUUGAGAACUCGCGAUCUGAUUGGCCGGAACCUUCUGGAAGCGAGUAGAAGCAGACCGAUGCGUUCUCUCAUUGGCGCUGGGCAGUUGAGCGAGAGAGUUCGUGCUGAGACGCUGAAGGAGCAAGAGCUGCGCGCCGCGAGCUCUUGGCUGCCGACGGGUUUCGGACGAAUUUCGGCCUAGAUUUGCGAGUUCUCUGGUAGUGUGAAUUGUUCCCUGAGUUGGUCUGGUGUUGGUUAGGCGUUUAUUUGGUGAAAUGGAAAAUCCACCAACCAGCGUCUCGACAACAGAUCAAGAAACGAAAGUCAGAAUCGAGGAAAAUGACAGUGGUAGAGAUGAACCGUCCGAGCUGGACUUCAAGAGGCCCGUUUUCACUUUGCCGUCGAAGAAAAAACCCGGUCCGAGCGCCCUGAAAGCAGCGGACAUUCCUGUGAAGCCUCCGGAGCCUCCUCCGCAGAAGGAAAAUUCCUCUUCUGCAGCCCCCAAGGAAAAUAAAUUGCCUCCACUUCCAUACUCGGAACCGUCUUGGGGUGGCACGGUUGCCCCUGAAGAAUACAGUUUGGAGGUUUUGAAAAACGGGAGCAUCGUGGAGAGGAUCGCCCUGGACACGCGGCCCUUCUACGUUUUCGGCCGCCUCUCGAACUGCGACGUCCAGAUGAACCACCCGUCCACCUCGAGGUUCCACGCCGUUCUGCAGUACCGGUCUGAGGCUGAAGGGGAAAAUCCCAGUGGCUUUUACUUGUUCGACUUGAAAAGCACCCACGGCACUUUCAUCAACAAGCAAAAGCUCAAGCCUGAGGUUUUUGCGCCUGUCAGGGUCGGCCACAUGAUUCAAAUCGGGGGCAGCACCAGAAUGCUCAUUCUUCAGGGACCUGACGAGGAUGCAGAGCCCGAGUCUCAGUUCACGGUGACGGAACUCGUGCAGCAGAAAAGGGAAAAGGAGGUGGAAAAGAAGCGGCUCGAGCUUUUGCGAGUGGCCGAGGAAAAGGCGCUCGAGGAGAAAAAAAGGGUCGAGGAAGAAAACGCCGGCAUCGACUGGGGCAUGGGUGAGGACGCGGACGAAGAGACGGACCUGACGGAGAACCCGUACGCGAGCACGACCAACGAGGAAUUGUAUUUGACAGACCCGAAGAAGAGUCUGCGGGGCUGGUUCGAGCGGGAGGGCGAGGAGUUGGUGUACGACUGCCAGGAAAAAACCAACGGCCAGUUUGUGUGCAGGGUCGUGCUGCCGGUGGACGACGCCGGCGGCCGGCCGCUGGUGGCCGAGGCCCUCGUCAGGGGCAAGAAGAAGGAGGCCGUCGUCCAGUGCGCCCUCGAGGCCUGCAGACUCCUCGACAGGCAGGGCCUCUUCCGCAAAGCCACUCACGAGGCAAGAGGAAAAAAGAAGAAAGACUGGGACGAGGAAGGAGACAGCGACGAUGACACUUUCCUGGACAGAACUGGCGCUGUCGAAAUGAGGCGUCAGAGGAAAAUUGAAGGGAAAUCUUCGCAAAGAGCUCAGACUUACGAUUCGCUGGUUGAAGAGUUGGAAAAAGUGAGGGAAAACAUUAAAAAAGUGCAAGCCGAGUUGGACGAAAGAGAAAAAUCGAGCAGCAAAUUGGAUGCUUCUCAAAAAGGGGAGCAGGACGAGCUGGACGCCUUCAUGUCAACCCUGAGCAAGGACUCGACCCAGGACAAAAUUAAAAGAAGGGCGGCGAAGACUCAGCUUAUGAAACUGCAGCAAGACGAGAAGCGUCUCGUGAAACUUGCCAACAUAGCUCGACCAGCGUCCCUGCCAGAACUCAAAGUGCAGACCUUGGAGGAGGUGAAAAAGGAAACCUUUGUCGGAGCCAGGCCGGUUGCGAAGCCGAAAGAAAAUUUAGCCUCGACAAGUUCUGCUGUUUGUGUUCCGUUGGAAGAAAGUUUUGAAGAGGAGGAAGAAGACGAUGCGGAGGAAAAACAGAGUCCUGAGCCAGUUGAACCACAAACGGAAUUGGAAUGUACGAAGAGAAAAUUAGGUCCUUCGUUCCCUCCGGAGAUUUUGGCCAAAUUGUACGAAGACCCUGUUCUGGACGACGAGGACGAAGACGAAGACGGGGAGUUCAAAGGGCCGAAGAGACAAAGGGUCAGGAGCAGACACAGCAAGAAUGCGGAGAAGAGCAAAAGCAAAACGCACUACGAUGACGAGAGUGGGGACUAUUCGACGUGGGUGCCGCCUUCGGACCAGAAGGGCGACGGGAGGACAAAACUGAAUGAUAAAUUGGGAUAUUGAAUGGUCAAUAAAAAGUCAAACAGG
Molecule: messenger RNA, 2596 nt
Organism: Neocloeon triangulifer
Lineage: Eukaryota; Metazoa; Arthropoda; Insecta; Ephemeroptera; Baetidae
Product: kanadaptin
Exons: 10
Coding region: 578-2572 (664 amino acids)
Molecular function (GO): protein binding; mRNA binding
Source: RefSeq, a predicted model, not a curated record